Lecanosticta acicola is the source of this 1161-nucleotide messenger RNA. Lineage: Eukaryota; Fungi; Ascomycota; Dothideomycetes; Mycosphaerellales; Mycosphaerellaceae. The record is from the annotation of a GenBank genome assembly.
AUGGAUGAAGAAGUCAGCACCGUCAACACGCCUCGCAACACCGCAACUGCCACCACACCAUCACCCAUCGACACAGCCAUGUCACAAGACAUCAGCCCAAUCCUCAAGGCGCUGCUCGUGGACCUCGCCGCUGAGCUCGUCGAAGCCAUCAGCACCCAUCUUGACAUCGCCGAGGAUUUCGGCAACUUCAGGUUGACCUGCCGCUAUCUCAAGAAGUGUGCAGGGAAAGUCUUCGCAAAGAAAUUCUUCACCGAGAGGACAACCAAUCUCAGCCAAUGCGGCCUUGAUCGCCUCGCCAAGAUUUCUGCCCACAAAGAGUUGUCCGGCAACGUCCGCAGACUUUGCAUUCCUGGAACGCUCGGCGCAGACGAAUUCUCCAUGACUCAAAGCCACGGAGCUCAAAUUCGAUGCCAGCUUUUGUCUACGGCAGUCCGAGGAUUUGCGGACCUGAAGGAAUUAGAAGUCGAUCCCGAUUAUCUCCUGUGCAUGCAGUCUCCCGGAACGUCGUUCGCUUUCUCAGUCCUUCUCCAAGCUCUUGGUCAGCCUGACUGCGGCGUCGACACUCUCCGUAUAACCGGAGCAAUUGAUGGCUAUACGUUCGAGCAGCAGCAUCUUUUGGCCCAGCACGAGUUUUUCAAGAAGCUCGUGGUUUUCAGCUUUUCUGGGCAUUGGUAUGAUGGGCGCCGCUACCACGACAAAUCGACGCUGUCUCAAAUUCUCGCCCAGUCAAAUCGCCUGCUCACUUUGGAACUCAGUGGGGGGCUAUCUCGCCACGGCAGGAGUACGACGCAAGUUUUAAAAAACACUUUUCCAGCGCUCAAAGCUCUGAGCCUACAGGACUUGGUCGUAGACUCGGAUGAUCUGCGGUCGUUCUUGGCACGUCACCAAGACACACUCCUAAACCUCGACAUAGCCGCCGUUCUGCUUUCAGCGCAAGACGACUGCAUUCAAGAGUUCCUCCUCAAGCCGGAUCAUUGCAUUGUAUCCGCGUCAAUCAGCGACGUUUGCGCGAGCGAGGGCCUUGAUUAUUUGCUCCAUUUCAGUGUUUCGGACGGACCUUACGAAAUGUACUUGACGCUGAACCUGGAUGACUCUGAAAGUAUUCGAGAGGUCUUGAAGGGCACGAGUAUUGCCUGGCUGGAAGACGACAGACUUUAUUAG